This is a messenger RNA of Lasiosphaeria miniovina, 961 nucleotides long. RefSeq lists its product as uncharacterized. NCBI's taxonomy places the organism in Eukaryota, Fungi, Ascomycota, Sordariomycetes, Sordariales, Lasiosphaeriaceae. The record is from RefSeq and is a predicted model, not a curated record. The coding region runs from base 294 to 776 and encodes 160 amino acids. The transcript has 2 exons.
CAGACGGACUUUGUAGGCGGACCCGGGGCAUCAAAGAGCUGGGCUGAGCUGCAGCAUCCUCCCGUGCUGUGCUGACAGGUCUGGCGCCAACUUGCACUGCAAACUUCUGGAAGCACUUCAAGCCGGCAGCCGACGCCGUCCGCUCCAAAAUCCCACACCUCCCCAUGAGAUAUCGCCAUGUCAACGCCCUGCCGCGAUUUUAGCCCCUGUUUGUCGGACUUGUCGCCGCCCGCGGUGUCGGUGGAUGUUUCGUCGCACUGAGCGCUGAGGCAUCUAAAUUCCCAUCGAGGCGGAUGCCGGGACGUGCCCCGCGCUCCCCAGACGAGAGGCAUCGAGACAUCUUGGUCCCGCCAGCUCAGCGUCCAGAACCCACCGACAGACUCUCCCCCCGCCUGUUCCCGUCUCUCUCACAUCCCAGACGUGCGCGCCUGUCUUCAGCCAAAACGCAACCCGACUCGCUGGCUGAUCUUGCCCGAUCUAUUCAUCCCGAGCUGCUAUUACCCCACAUCUUGGAAUCUCCAAAUCCGUCCUUCCAUCCCUCGUUGCGGCGUUGUUCUUUGCGUUUCAACUCGUCCACACCAUAUCCCCAUCUACCUCGAACUUACAGAAGCCUGCGAUCAAAUCAAGCCACGUCCCCCCCCCCCCAGUGCUACAAUGCGCCAGCGCCGUGCUUGACGCUUCGAAGGAAACAUCAAACGCAAACCGAGGGCAAACCUCUAGGACCCAGGCAGGAAUCAGGUCGAGAAUUUCGGCACCCGAAUCUCCAGGCCCUGUGACUUCUUCCGCGACAGCCAAACCGGGAAUUUUCCAACUCUCUCGGCGAAACCGAGCGUCUUGUCUUCCCCUCACGCGCCACGGAUAGGUAGACAAGACGAAAGAGAGCACAAGCCGCUUCCCCAGACGUUGCCGUGGUUCACGUUUCUGUGUGGGGAAGUCGUUGUUGGGUUGGUUAUAGCAUGAA